AUGUCCUCCGGUCAGACUGCACAAGACGGCGCGUGGAAGUCCCGCGCGCAGGCGGAAGAGGCGCAGUACGCCCGCGAGAAGGAGCAGGCCCAGCUGGCGGCGCUCAGAGACCAGGCCCGGGCCGCCAAGGCAGCGGACAGCACGCCCGGCGGCACCGGCGACGACAGGGACUUUGAGGGCGGCUUCGGCGGGCAGGAGGAUCUCGAGGAUCGCUACGCGACGACUUCCGGGGAGCACUGA
Molecule: messenger RNA, 240 nt
Organism: Fibroporia radiculosa
Lineage: Eukaryota; Fungi; Basidiomycota; Agaricomycetes; Polyporales; Fibroporiaceae
Exons: 3
Coding region: 1-240 (79 amino acids)
Source: RefSeq, a predicted model, not a curated record